AUGGUCGCAAGUCGGAGACUGAACGUGCUUGUUUAUUCUGGCCAUGGUGCGACCAAGGAGUCUAUAAGACACUGUUUGUACACACUGAGGAGACUCCUUUCACCGAAUUAUGCGGUCAUCCCCGUGGAUGGAAACAUUAUCCUCAAAGAACCGUGGUCUGCGACGUGCGCACUUUUAGUCUUCCCUGGAGGCGCCGAUACAGGCUAUUGUCGGACACUCAACGGAGAUGGCAAUAGAAAGAUUACCCAAUUUGUGAACCGCGGUGGCAACUUCAUCGGAUUCUGUGCUGGUGGCUACUAUGGCUCCAAUCGUUGCGAGUUCGAAGUCGGAGACAAGAAAAUGGAGGUCGUUGGCGAUAGAGAGCUCGGAUUCUUCCCAGGAGCUUGCCGUGGUCUAGCGUUUCCAGGAUUUGUAUACAAUAGCGAAGCUGGUGCGCGAGCAGUCGAGCUGAAGGCCAACAAAGAUGCUUUUCCGACCUCCAUAGGGCUGGAAGCCCCUUUCAGAGUGUACUAUAACGGUGGUGGCGUGUUUGUGGAUGCCGAAAAACUGAAGAGCCGAGGAGUUGAGGUCUUGGCUAGUUUUACAGAAGAUUUGAAUGUCGAUUCCGGGGAAGGGAGUGCUGCCGUAGUCUAUCGUAGAAUUGGGGAAGGACAUGUCAUUCUCACGGGGCCUCACCCAGAGUUUGCCGGUAUCAAUCUCUCCAAAGAAGGGGCAGAAGACAACUACAAGCAAGUUGUAGAUACUGUAAUUGCCAACGAAAAGCCUAGGACGACCUUUAUGAAGGCUUGUCUGAGGAAGCUAGGCAUGCAGGUCAAUGAAGAGGAGCAGCCGGUACCUUCACUCUCCCGCCUCCAUCUCUCAGCUCAUCGUCCCUCAGAUGUCGGCGAACUCGUUUCGAGCUGGGAAGAAGUCAUCACUAUAGAUGACGGGGAAGAAUAUGUGGAAGGUGGUCACGAGACAUUUCACCUCGAGAAGCGGUCGUCUUGGUCGAUGAAAACCUUGAAGGAUACAGUAGCAUCGUCCAUCUCAGGAGCAACAACCGAGUCCCCUGCAAAACCUACCGAAGCACCCGCUAUGAUUGACUAUGACAAAGCCUUGAAGAAAGUCUUCCCGCAUGAAGACGAACUACCAUCCUACAAAGAGACUCCUAGCUUUAACCACUCCGCGUAUUUUGCCCACUUGCAAGCUUAUCGACUAAAAGCUGAAGAGAAGGAUGGAGAGUUUGGAAAGUACUUAUUAUAUGGUGAAGUUGUAACAAGCACGCAAACCAUGCUCGAAAAGAACAAUGCGCUACUGAAACAUCUUCCAGAUGGCUUCACCGCCACAGCUACUACGCAAAUUACUGGGAGAGGUCGGGGCACAAAUGUUUGGGUUGCGCCUCGGGGAGGGCUCAUGUUUAGCACUGUCAUGCGCCACCCUGUCGCGCUCACAGUUUCGGCCCCUGUCGUAUUCAUCCAGUAUCUUGCUGCUCUUGCAAUUGUCACUGCUAUCAAAUCCUAUGAGCCCAGCUACUCCAAGCUACCAGUCAAGUUGAAAUGGCCCAACGACAUCUACGCACUCGAUCCUGAUUUGGAUAAGAAUGCAGAAGGCGGAGGCUAUGUCAAGAUCGGAGGCUUGCUCAUCAACACUAGCUACUCCGGCAGCGAUUUUACCUUGGUGCUAGGCAUAGGCCUCAAUGUUGCGAACGGACUUCCCACUACAAGCUUGGAUAAACUCGCACAUGCACAGGGACUACGGUCGUUCCAAAUAGAGAAGAUCCUCGCGAAGAUUCUUGUCUGUCUAGAAGACAUAUAUCGGAAGUUUCGCCGGACAGGAUGGAACAGCGAGCUUGAGGACAUAUACUGCAAGAAUUGGCUGCAUACUGAUCAAGUUGUAACAUUAGAGACAGAAGGUGGUAUGCGAGCCCGCAUAAGGGGCAUCACUCGUGAUUGGGGUCUACUAGUAGCCGAAGAGCUUGGAUGGGAGGACCGGCCGACGGGAAAAAUUGUCCAGCUACAGAGUGACAGCAAUAGUUUUGACUUUUUCAAAGGCCUCUUGAAGAAGAAAUUGUAG
Messenger RNA from Pseudovirgaria hyperparasitica, 2052 nucleotides. RefSeq names its product putative biotin apo-protein ligase. Lineage: Eukaryota; Fungi; Ascomycota; Dothideomycetes; Acrospermales; Acrospermaceae. The record is from RefSeq and is a predicted model, not a curated record. Gene Ontology annotation, cellular component: cytoplasm. Gene Ontology annotation, molecular function: biotin--[biotin carboxyl-carrier protein] ligase activity. The coding region runs from base 1 to 2052 and encodes 683 amino acids. The transcript has 5 exons. Gene Ontology annotation, biological process: protein modification process.